Messenger RNA from Fibroporia radiculosa, 1641 nucleotides. RefSeq lists its product as uncharacterized. Lineage: Eukaryota; Fungi; Basidiomycota; Agaricomycetes; Polyporales; Fibroporiaceae. The transcript has 7 exons. Bases 1 to 1641 code for a protein of 546 amino acids. Gene Ontology annotation, cellular component: membrane. Gene Ontology annotation, molecular function: protein C-terminal S-isoprenylcysteine carboxyl O-methyltransferase activity. The record is from RefSeq and is a predicted model, not a curated record. Gene Ontology annotation, biological process: C-terminal protein methylation.
AUGUCUCUCGUCAAAGUACCUUUCCUCCUCGCAAAUGUGACGAGUGCAUAUAUUGCCUCUACACCUCCCAACCCCUCUGUCCCAGCCGAUCAGCGGCCCAAGAACAUCACUCCAUCUGAGCGAGUGUUCUCAGCAAUUGUCAAGUAUGUCAGGUGUGCAGGAAGCGUCUUCGAGCUCGUCGUAAUCCUCGCGCGACAGUGGCCCUCUCAUCUCCUGUCGCGACAGAUUUUGGACGCUCUUAUCCACGGACCGAGCACCCUUGCCAACCAAAUCAUCGUCAGUCCAGCAUUCCUCGUGGGCUGCGGUCUCGUUACGUCGAGCGUGCUCAUCCGUAUAUUGUGCUAUCGCACCCUCGGACGACUCUUUACCUUCGAAGUCGCUGUCAAGAAUGACCACAAGCUUAUCACGCAUGGUCCGUACUCGUACGUCCGGCACCCUGGUUACCUGGCGAGCAUCGCAGGCUGGAUAGGAACGGGUAUAACGUGCCUGAGCCAGGGGUCAUGGUUAACGGAGUGCGGCAUCCUGGAGACACCAGCAGGACGCGUUGCAGUAUGGUUGUAUGGAUCGCUCUUUGUGUAUGGUGCGGUGACCUUCGUGAUGCGUGCACCCUUGGAGGAUGCUUUGUUGAAGGAUCGAUUCAAAACGCAGUGGGACGAAUGGGCAAAGAGGUAUCUUAUGUGGGUUCAUCGUGUCGUCGGCUUUGGCACAUCUCUCAGCAAUCAAAAGGGCGUCUCGGAGGAGUUCACUGGAAGGCCUAGACUUGAUCUUGCCAGCUCACCCUCCAGACGAAGACUAGGCAUGGAACUCUCGCGUGAGAGGAAGUGCCCGUUUGGUUGGAUUGCAGAUCACAUGUGCUCUAUCAAGCCUCCAAAGUUCGCUGAACCUUCUGGAAAUCCUUUAUAUGGCAGAGACGUCAGCCCAGAGUCUUUGUAUGUCCAGAUGUCUCUCAUCAAAGUGCCUUUCCUACUCGCAAAUGUGAUAAGCACAUAUAUCGCCUCCACACCUCCCAACCCCUCAGUUCCAGCUAAUCAGCGGCCCAAGAACGUCACUCCAUCCGAGCGAACAUUCUCGGCCGUUGUCAAGUAUAUCAGGUGUGCGGGAAGCGUCCUCGAGCUCGUUGUAGUCCUCGCGCAACAGCGGCCCUCUCAUCCUCUGUCGCAGACGAUCCUGGAAGCUUUUGUUCAUGGACCGAGCAUCCUCGCUAGCCAAAUCACCAUCAGUCCGACAUUCCUCAUAGGCUGUGGCCUCGUCACAUCGGCUGUAUUCAUCCGCAUGCUAUGUUUUCGCGCCCUCGGACGGUUCUUUACCUUUGAAGUGUCCAUCAAGGAUGACCACAAACUUAUCACACAUGGACCCUACUCGUACGUCCGGCAUCCCAGCUAUUUGGCAAAUCUCGUGGGUUGGAUAGGAACGGGCAUGGCGUGCCUAAGCCCGGGAUCGUGGUUCAAGGAAUGCGGCAUCCUAGAGACAGCAGCAGGACGCGUCGCAGUAUGUUUGUAUGGAGCGUUCUUCCUGUAUGGUGCGGUGAACUUUAUGAUGCGCGCGCCUCUGGAAGAUGAGUUACUGAGGGCCCGAUUCGGCGUGCAAUGGGACGAAUGGGCAAAGAGCGUACCAUACAGACUGAUCCCAUACAUUUACUGA